This is a messenger RNA of Malaya genurostris, 5897 nucleotides long. RefSeq names its product transcriptional coactivator yorkie (gene yki). The record is from RefSeq and is a predicted model, not a curated record. Gene Ontology annotation, cellular component: cytoplasm; nucleus. The transcript has 7 exons. Gene Ontology annotation, biological process: hippo signaling; positive regulation of transcription by RNA polymerase II. Lineage: Eukaryota; Metazoa; Arthropoda; Insecta; Diptera; Culicidae. The coding region runs from base 1328 to 2797 and encodes 489 amino acids. Gene Ontology annotation, molecular function: transcription coactivator activity; protein binding.
UUGUUGAGUAUGGUCGAACUCUGAUUUAGUUCCGUGGACUCGACUAACCGUGUGUGUCUUCGGUUUAUUAGUAUUAUUAUUAUUAUUGCUAUUAUUUUUGUUGCCUUCGAAGGAAAAGGCAAGUCAGUCAGCAACGCAAAAUACGAAGCACAGCACAGGUGAAGACGGGAGCAGAAGCAACUUACACUCGUCUCUCCAUCAUCAUCGUCACCAUCAUCACUUGUUUCGCUUUUUCGAUUGAGUUUGUUCUUUUCGCUGCUCCAUCGGUUUUUUUUUAAUGUUUGGUGGUUCUGUUUUGCGCUUAAUGUCCACUUACUACUUCAGCUCGUGAAAAGUGUCAGUGCGCUCUGACGUGUGCAAUUGAGUCGUGUCACGCGAAGGUUUUUGGGCAGUUGCAAAUUGCCACUUUCCUUCGGUGGAUGGUGUGUUCAGUGCGCCCGGAUUGUGCAAAUCGCUAGCAAAGAUGCAUCAAGUAGUGUACAACAAAUGAAGAAUGCAGAAACCAUUAGGCGAAAAGUGGUGAAAAUAGAGAAGUAGGCAUGUAGAUACAGGAAAGUAGGCAGACGCACAUACAAAAUCAAGAGUUGUCUGAUCGUGUUCCCCCCGAAAAAAAAAGUGCAAAGAGAAAGAAAUCAAUUUGCCAUAAUUGUGAGUUAAGCCCAAUUAAGUGAGUGGUAAAGGAAGAGUUGGACAACUCUGCACACUCAGUAAUUUUUCUGCAAACGAAGUGAAUCACUAGUGCAUGGUAACGGGUGCAUUUCUUGCUGCAAACAGUCAUUUAAUGUUAUAAUAAAUUAGUGACCGAACCGUGAAUCGCCUGAAUCCUACUGCUGCGCGUUCCGAAACUAAGUGCCUUCGAAACUACGUACGCAAUAAAAGCCGAGCCGAGUAAAUAGCAUCAAUUUGAAGGAAAUAAAUUGCAAGUUAAUUUGUGUGGUCCAACUCACCGUCUAGCAAGAACCGAAAGUGUAAAGUGUAGCGUACAAACGAGAAUAAGAAUAGGAAUAUUUACACAUACGUGAGCCGUCGCAGUCGACGAGUCGAGAGUUGACGAAAAAAAACAAGCAAAAUUAAAGCGAAAUAUGAAUUAAAGGAAGCAAUAUUAAGAAAAAGCUAAUUUUAUCGCUUAAGUAAAGUUACAAAAGACGGAGGAGAAGCAAAGUCGCAGCCGAGUAGCUCCACGGACAUUCGGGCGAGAAUUUCGAGGCGCAGAAAACAACAAGGCAACAAGUAAAACGCGCAUACACACAUUCUCUCGCGCUCGCGUGCGCUGCUGCUGCUGCUCUCUGAACACGUAUAGAAAACUGCACGACUUCGCGGAUACAAGAUGGCGUUCAACGGCAAUAAUAACAACAGCACCAGCAACACAAACGCCUCGGAGAAUGAUGGGGCGAGCAAAAAGAAAAAUCUGAUAAUUCUGGUGGAUAAAGACUCUAACGAUAAGUUGAACGAGCUGUUCGAUAAAACACUCAGCAAUAAAUUACCGUUGCAAAUCCCCUACCGUAUGCGAAAGUUGCCAGACUCGUUCUUCAAGCCACCAUCCUCCGGGUCGAAGUCGCCCUCGGUUUCGCACUCACGCGAAAAUUCGGUCGACUCAGCAUUUGGCUCUGGAACCACAAUACUGAGUGGGGUCACUACCGGCCCGAACGGGCUUCCGAUCUCUCACAGUCGUGCCCAUAGCAGCCCGGCCUCACUGGGCAAGAUCCCGGCCGGUCUGGUUGGUAGCCUGACGGGAUCCAGCGGGGUCCAGCAAGCCUCUAAUAAUAGCAAUGCAAAUAGUAGUAAGACACAGCAGGGCAACAACUCUGGUAGCGGUGGUGGUGGUGGUGGUGCCGGCAACGAUGGCACCAACAGUCUCGGUGCAUCGGCACUUGGUCAACAACAGGGCCUCUCGAAGCAGGCCCUGCAGCAUUUGCACAGCCGGGGACGCUCGUACGAUGUAUCCAACCAGCAUGCCUUUGGUGAUCUGCCGCCUGGCUGGGAACAGGCCCGAACACAGGAUGGACGGAUUUACUACAUAAAUCACAACACCCGCAGCACCACGUGGGAGGAUCCACGUAUCACAGCCGCCCUGCAAGAGAGUCAAUUCCAGCAGCAGUCCAGUGUGGAAACACUGUUCAACACGGGGUCCCAGACACUGAUCAGCCCUACCAUCUCAUCACCGACGCCUCCCAAUGUGGUAUUUUCAGAUUCGAUCGAAAUGUCGAACGAUGCGGCAGCACCGACAACACCGGCACCCAGCGUAUCGAUGCUGAACAACAACGUCAACCUCGGUCCCUUGCCGGAUGGCUGGGAGGAAGGCAUCACCAGCAAAGGCGAACGGUACUACAUCAACCACGCGACACGGACGACCACCUGGAGGGAUCCCCGUUUGUCGAACCAAGAUUGGGCAGUACAAGAGCAAACGGUUCGAUUGUACAACCUACAGCUGGAGCGUGAGCGUCUCAGGAAACGACAGCAAGAAAUCAAGUCACACAUGGGUGAAGACCCGUUCCUAUCCGGACUUACGGAUCACUCGCGUCAGGAAUCCGCCGACAGUGGUCUCAGCGAGUCGUCAAUAUCUCAGUCGAUGCCACACACACCCGACUUCCUGUCCAGCAUAGACGACAGCAUGGACGGACUUAGCAUGACCGACAACACAAUGGACACAAUCGCAUUUGGAGAUAAUUUGGAAACGCCAGAUGAAUUUAUGCUUGACGAUCCGCUGCUCUUGGAGAAGAUAGACGCCGUCAGUAGUCUGAAUCUGAUAGACCCCUCGAGUACCAAGCCGGACAAUACGUUGUACGAUAUUAUCUAAAUUUGGCAGCGGACGUUCCAGCACAGUCCACCGGUACGGAAGACAAAAAAAAAAUAUUACAUUUACAAACAAUAAGAAUAAUAUACAAUAUCAUACGCAAUACACCCACAGCCACGGAAUACCAACAGAAACAUGCGAACAGCUAGGGACAGGUUCGUUGUUGCUCGGGACACAAUGUCACACAUGAAUCAUACAAAUCCCAGCACACGACAGUACUAGCUAGUAAGGUGAAUUUUUAUUCUUAUCCUGUAAGAAGCGCUAGGGGAAGAAACACGUGUGAAUGUUAGUUCGUAAGGAACAAUAGCUAUAAGCUUAAAAUGUGACCUAAACUAAUGAAAUCGGUUUCACUUUUUGCGGGAAACAGCCGAUUUCAGUGCGUAGCGACAAGCUCAAGGUCGUGGUAAACCGGCCGAGUUCCGCGCAAUACUUGCGGACAUCAACUGCAAGCAAUGAUUACGUGCCUUACAAGAAUUUACUUCUUUUCGAUGCAAACGAGUUGUGAUUUCAUGUUUAUAUUUCCCAACAUAUCAGGAGGUUAAAAUUGUAGUAACUAUAGUCUGUGAGAACUCGAUAUUGAAACGAGUUUAAAUAACCACUUUGGUGAGUACACCGAUGCAAUGCAAGGCGCGAUGUUUUGGCGAUAGUUUAUUGGCCUUUCUAUUACGUUUCGUUUGGGAAUAUUUCUGAAGAUUUUAAUAAGCGUUAGAAAACUAGUUUGACGAAAUUGAGAAACUUAUUUUAUAAUAAAAUUAUAGAUUAAUCAAAGAAAAUCUACUUACAACGAUAGUGCCUUGAAUGAACUGAUGCUAGUAACAAAGAUUUUCAUCAAUAAUACAAUUGACGGUAGUAUCACAGUAGCAGAAAAUACUACAAUCAUAGAAAUGUGUCACUUUUUUUUUUUGAGCAUAGCAUAAUUUUCAUCCCUUUCGCGUAUUUUCAAUUCUUUUAUCUACUUAUUAUAAAUUUAACUUGUAUUAAUAAAAGCUAGCGAGGAGUUUUACGAUGAAUGCGAAGAUAUGCAAAUCCUUUGUCAUACUAUAAAUAUAUAAUAAUACGCAUGUUAUAUUUCGACGGUUAAAAGUAAUGCACACAAACUGGAGUCGAAAGCAAAUAAGUUCGAUUCAGUUGGUGUUAAGAGAAUAAUGAUGAAUAGCUGCACACAGAAAACCAGUACAGCCACGUCUAGGAAAUUACUUUGAAUAUAUUUUGUUAUAUCUAUUCAUUGAUAAAACAAGUAAAUAAUCGAAUAUGAUUCAUAUUAAGCAUAUUUUGAAAACACUUCUGAAGAACUUCAUAGAGUAAAAGUAGAGGAAAUCUUGAAUAAUUUGUCAUAUUUAGAAAAUGUCUUCAUAUUUCCCUAAAUAUUUAAACAACUAUCUUUAAUUAUUUCUCAUCAAGUAAUAAUAUUUAUGCUAUCCCAACUUAUAACUACAUGCAAAAUUAUUACUCCUUUUGUUAAUCGGAAUCUAGUUAUAAUAAUCUAUAUUUGAAACUCCUAGCGAACUGCAGCACAAUAAAACCAAUAUCGGCCAAUCCUAACACAUUGAAUCGAAAUAUAUUUGCUUGAAUUCUCGACAAUACUUUGCUGGAACUCUCAAAGUCAUAGUUUUUUAAUUGAAAGUCGUCGAAGGGAAGGAAUGUAGAAUCCCUCGAGAAUUUUUCGACUUUCCGCUCUCAAAAGCGCCAGUCGCUUGCGAUAACGACAACAGGCAAGCUUAUCAAGCCCAAAACGACAGUAUUGUAUGACUUAUAGAAGAGAACAUCGUUCUUAUAGGAAAAAACAAAUGCAUCGAAAGCAAAUUGUAACCGUUGAACUGUUAUUGUUUCAGAGCGCUGCUGUUGCGCCGUCCAAAAUACUACAUUUUAAAUGUACACAAUUUCCCUCCUAUCCUGAGAAACUCCGUGGUCUCGGGGAAACAGACAAGCAGGCAAACUGAUCGGUGACAUUAUAACACAAGCAAGACACUGGCUACUUAAGGAAACAACAAUGAAUAGAAGUACGGAAGGGGCGAAGGAAAUAUGCUAUGAUCAAGAAGGCGCGACCCCCCCAAAUUCAGGCACCAUCGCUAAAUUGCAACCCGUCCAAUUAGGUAAAAGCAAUAUCAGAAAAAAAAACUGUCAUCGUUUUUAACGAUGCAAUGCUAAACAAAUGAUAAAAAAAAUAGCAACACGUGAUUAGCAGAUAGUUUUAGUCUAAUUGACAACCUAACAGAUACCGAACACAUUGUGAGACUGUUUUCUCUCUUGUCGAAAGCCAUGUUUGUUUACCUGUAGUGAUAAACAAAUUUCAAAUUGAUCAGAGAUUAAAUGUCUUCAAACAAUUCUUCGCUCAUGUCGAAGACCAUUUUCUACAAUGUGUUUUGUUUGUCGGGUCCGUUGACAAAGUAUCACCAUCAAGCAAUAUUUGUGAGAAAAUAUGAACAGCGUUGAUGCUUGAAUAUAUAUAUUUUCAUAGAAGAACUUUGAAUACUUUUCACAUACUCAGUCACCUAAUUCUCUACCGGAUGCGUAGAGAACUAGUGUCGACAAAAGUCGGUGCGGUGGUGAAUUUUUCUAUUGCCAUCGCCAUUCAAACAAAUAAUGUGCGAUCUUUUUUUCAUUCAUUCAAAUGAGAAACAGAAUUCAACAAAUAUAUUGAGAUUAGGAACAAACCCCUAUUAUUUCUUUACAACAAUCUGUGUUCUACCAUAAAAAAACGCAAACAAAGCAGCGAUAGGAGUAUAAAAAGAAUUACUUUUUUUUCUAAAAAAAAAACUUAAACAUCAGAUACAGAUGCGUCGGUGCUGUCAGCAUUCUGAGAGACACCGCAGUUAGAGUUAUUUUAACUGAAAUUAUGACCCUAUCCAUAUACACACUCGCUGGAGCAGAUAACCCCACCCGGAAACCUUACUAUAGCAGCUUAUUUCCUCUUAGGUUUUGUCGGGCAAUGAUGAAUAGUAAUGGGGUUCAACUUAUUCAGCAAGUUUUUAAGAAGGUUUUCCUACCUUUAAAUGUACAGAGAGUUGAUAAAUCUGCUUUGUAGAAAUGUGUAUAAUGAAUAAUUUUGUUAAAAUAAAGCCUGUAUCAUAAAAAAUGAAAUAAAAAUCGUAAAACAAACAAA